AUGCCAAGUUGGUCGUCCGCUCCCCAUUGUACCCACUGUCCCCACUCCACGCACUCAUCUGACGGAGAGGUGACAGGUGAAGCAGAGCUGCUCUUUUUGGACAUAUGUUGCUGGCAAGCAAGGUUCAAAAUUGCACAGCAAGAGCAUGGGCACACUGUCCUGGGCUUCGCUGGCAGCACGACCUGCCUCGAGACGCCGGGUCCUGGGGCGUACAAUCCAUACCCGUUCCUCAAUCCGACGGUGCAUCGUACAACCAUCGGACGCCACUUCCCGGACCGCGCGCCAGGAUUUCGCAAUGUAGUUGACAGGAUGCCAGCACCGUGGCGACCGGAGCCAAUGUCGCUCUCACGACUGCAGAGUGAGCAGCCGCUGGUGCACUAUGCAUCUGCCACGUUUUGGGCUUGGCCUGAGCAGCGGCGCAGAAGCGCAGCAGCAUUGAGGCACGAGCGCCAGAUGAACGACAUGACUUCCAAGAGCAGUGCCUCGAAAGAAGAUUCGGGGUCUACGGAUUGGCACGAGGACCUGAUGCACCAGGGCAACACCCUGCCUCGAGAUCCAACUUGGGGAGGGCUUGGAAGGUCGCGCAGCGAUUCGGCCCUCAAAUCGCUUUAG
This is a messenger RNA of Symbiodinium natans, 612 nucleotides long. Lineage: Eukaryota; Dinophyceae; Suessiales; Symbiodiniaceae. The record is from the annotation of a GenBank genome assembly.